Molecule: messenger RNA, 9766 nt
Organism: Elgaria multicarinata webbii
Lineage: Eukaryota; Metazoa; Chordata; Lepidosauria; Squamata; Anguidae
Gene: QSER1
Product: glutamine and serine rich 1
Exons: 13
Coding region: 70-5481 (1803 amino acids)
Source: RefSeq, a predicted model, not a curated record
GUUCCCUUCUGCUCUCUCUCGCGCCCAGGCCCUAAGCGGAGCCCCGGCGUCCCCUCCUUUCCCGCUCCGAUGAUGGACAGGAACUACCCACCAGCCCCCAUCUACCCGGAUCCGCUGGCUUCGGUUGCCGCCGCCGCCGCGUCCUCACAACCCACCACAGCCUGGGCCUACGAACGGGGCGCCAGCAGCCUCAAACCCAGUUUAAGCUAUGGAGGAGGACAUCCAUCACACUCAGAAGCGGAUCUUCUUCACAGACAAACGUACACAGCUUCUCAUCAGCUUCCUGCAUUUGGUACUUCACCUCAUCCUACUGGUCUUUCCGGAAUUUUUGAUAACACUAUGCACAGCAGCAAUAGCAACACUAAAGAAACAUCAGUUAUGAAUUUUCUCUCUGCCAUUGAAUCCCGCAAUGCUCAGGCUGUUUCUUCAGGAACCACUCUCUUACCACAGUUUAGAACUCCAACAUGGCAGCCAGGUAUGCAUUCAUCAACAGAGCUUUUUGUUACUGGAGCACUGCCAGCCUCUGGAACCUUUCCACCCACUUCAGUUUAUCAGCAUCCCAAUGCUUUUAGCAGUAGAAACUUUGCUACUACUCCUUCUCUAACACUUCAAGAUGCAACUUUUAGUGCAACAUCCAAUGGGCUUCUAACUGCUCAUGAUCCUUUAUUGCAGAUCAAGACAUCCCAAGGCACUGUUCCUACUGCAUUGACAUUUGAGCGCGUAGGCAGUUCUGUGUUAAAUACCAGCAUACCACCACAGUCUUCAACGUAUCGCUCUGCUCAAGAGUCUGCACCCCAUCUCUUGCAGCCUCAGUUCAGUUUGUUGCCUUCAUCACUUGGAGGAGCUCAGCAGGCUCCACAAGUCUAUAGCUCAACUCUGUUUACUGGUUCUACUGCCUCCAUUGAAAGAGCACUGCAGCGAGAAUGCAGUGUUAUCAAGCACCAUCAGCGGCCUUCAAGCACACAGUCGGUUCAGGCACAACUGACUGGUUCACAGCAUUCCUUACAGAACUAUUUAUCAAGUGCAAGCGGAACUGAUUUUCAGGAUACAUCCCGGCAGUCAUCCCUAUCUUGUAGCCCAGUUGGGGAUGCUACUCAGGUGAGCAAUGGAGGACCACAACAGAAGACCUCUCAGGUUUCAGUGGAACUUGCUCAGUCAUAUACAUCAGCACUUCCAUCACCUGGUUUCCCAUCUGUUUCCACUGCAAAGGCAAAACAAUGUUCUACAAAGCAGCCACCAAGGUCAACAAAGACCCCUAAGCCACAAAGCAUAGCCCCUGCUGUGCAGACACAAAGCUAUUCCAAAACUGCACAGAGCCAGAAUUCUGUAAUAGCAAGUCAAGCACAAAUCUAUUCUAUAGCACAGCUCCCAAGCCUCUUGUCAGUAAGCCAAUCACAAAAUUAUGUUUCAACACAGUCACAGAAUGUGCCAUCUGUUAGCAAUUCACAGGUAUUCUCAUCCAUCAAGGCAGAGAAGCUGCCAUCAUUGUACAAAACACUUGCUUUUGUUGGGCAAUCUCAAGCUAUUACUUCUGAUAGCCAGACAAUAAAUUAUUCUUCGGAUCCACAGGUAUUAAAUUCAGUUUCAAAUGACAACUACUCUGGGCAAACAAGGGAUCUUUCUUCAGACACCCAAUCUCAAAAUUAUUCUUCCAGUCUCUCUCAGGGUUUGUCAACAGUUAGCCAAUCACAAGUUAGCUAUUCAUCUCAACCGCAGGUAUUGUCAGUUAGUGGCCCUUCAGACACCUAUACUACAGGGCAAUCUUUAACAUUAACAUCACCAUCUCUUCCAUUUUCUUCCUCUCCUCAUGCUCAAAAUAUGUCAGCCUCUAACUCUCCCCAGAACUACAUUUCUCUACAUUCUCAGGCACAAGACUCAUCCUCACCACAGUCUCAGAAGUUUUUGCCAGUUGUCCAGUCAACCCCUUUUGCAAUGCCAGCUCACACACAAGCAUUACACAACAAUAGAUCUUCCUCAGAUACAAAGUCCUAUAUUAAAAGGAAAUCUGACCCUAACUUGUAUCAAACAUCUAAACAAGAUGACCAGUUCCCAAUGCAAGAGUUGCAGGUACUGCAACAGCAAACAGCUCUUGAUUCUUCCCCUCAAAGGCUAACCAAUGAUGAAGUUAGUGCUCAGGAUACAACUUACAAAGUUUCCAAAGCAGAUAAUCGGUAUUCUCAAAGCGUAAUCAGAAGUAAUUCCCGCCUUGAAGAUCAAGUUGUUGGGCUUACUCUUCAGGGGUCAAAAAAAGGUGAAAGAAUGUCUAGCUCUGCAGCACAGCUUACCCAACAAAUUGACCAUAUUACUAAUGUAAGCCAUGAUAUUAAAAAGGCAGCUAAUUUAUUGCCGACAACCCAAGUAAAUGUGGAUGGUAAAGAACUAAGCCAGCAGCAUUCUCUUCUGCAUAAGGUACAUGAAACUAAAACCUCAGAGCAACAGGGCCAAGUCAUUAGCACACCACCACAGCUUCACGCACAAGCCAUAAGGCAUAGCCAUCAGCUGUGUUUGCCUAGUGCACAGGUACUUCUAGAAUCUGCCUGUGAUUUACAAAUGCUUCAGCAGUCAAUAUUACAGUCUGGCUUAGGGCACACAAAAGUUUCUCCACAAAUACAGCGCAUUCAGAGUUCUCAGCAGAUGACUCACCCGUUCCUUCAGGUUGAUGGUCACAUGAUUCAGAGUAACGGAGGACAUUCUCAACAACAGCUUCAUCCUCAAAACUCUGAAGACAUGAAAAUCGACAUUUCUGAACCACCAAAGCCACUACAGCAACACUUAACAUCAAAAGAUAAUUUUGUGCAGCCAAAUCAUGAAUCUAAGAAUCAGUUUGUUACCCUUAGUUCUGUAUGUUUUCCAGAGUCUAUGCUUCUCAAUGAUGAGAGGAAUAUACUGUCUAAUGUAGAUGAUAUUUUGGCAGCAACCGCUGCAGCUUGUGGGGUAACUCCAUCUCAAUUUGCCAAAUCAACAUCUAAUGAAGAAGAACUUCAGUCCAUUGAAAAUGGAGACAAUUCUAAGUCUCAGUUCCAGACAGUAGAUGUCAGACAUGUGACUCAUAGCUUCAGUGCCUCACCAACAGUUGUUGGAAAGCCACUGAGUAUAAGCAAUAUUUCUUUGAAUGGAGGACAGAUUACCCUAAACCUAACAGCAGUGCCUACAAUGCAGCCAAAAAAUCUGAGCCAUGAUCAACAACACAUGGAGACCUCUGAUCAAAGUAUUCCCAAUAGAGUUGUCACAGCUGAACUUCAGCUGAGGCAGGAACAGGUUUCUGGCCUAGUUAAGCAACACUCUAGCAGCAGUAAUGAAUCAGAAAGUAAAAAUGAUGUUAAUAUGGAUGGUACGCUAAAUGUUAAAGAUAUAGACCUAGUUUCAAGUGGUAGGAUUCUAAAUGAUGAGAGUGUAGCAUCAAGCAGUGAUUUUCAUAUGGAGAGGGACAAUACUAUGACAGGAAGCAAGGCUAAACUCCCAUUGCAACCAGUAUCUAUGCAACAACCACGAGAUGAAAAUGGUAACAAAGCUGAAGAUGAGAGCCAUGAUUUAUCACAAGAGAACAUUCAGAAGCAAACAGACAGAGGACAAAAUCAAGUUAAAAAUGCCAAUGAAGAUGACACAAAUCAGAAGCAACUGAAGAGAAGUGGACAAUGUAAACGUCAGAAUUCAAGAGGAACUGAUGCCAACUUGUUAUAUUGUCCAGUUCCUGAGAGCUGCCAUGAGACUUAUCAACAUCAAGAAAAAAUGAGACAAAAAAUCAAAGAGGUGGAAGAAAAACAGCCAGAAGUCAGAACAGGAUUCAUUGCAUCUUUUUUAGAUUUCUUAAAAUCUGGACCCAGACAACAGUUUUCGGCUCCUGCUGUACGUAUGCCUAAUCGUGUAAGGAGACCUGUUACUCCAGUCAUUAGAGCACCUUGUCCACAUCCUCUUGCAAAAGCUCAGGCGGCAGCAGCUCCUGCAUCUCUUGAGGGCAGUGUGGAAAGUUCAAACAAAAAGGAUAAUGAAGAACCUAAGAAAAAUUCAGAAGCAUUGCCUUCAUUUUCUUCUGAUGAAGAUUCUGUAGGGGGUAACCAGGAUCUUCAAAAGAGCAUCACUUCUGCUUUAUCAACUCUGGAUGAUACUUCUGAUAAAAAGAAAAAGUCAGAAAUGGACAAGACUGUUUCUAAAGCCACCGUCAAUAUUGUUGUAAAGAAGGAACCUUCCAAUAUGACUAUUCCUGUGGCAGAUGCUCACUUGAAAACCUGUUUAGCACUACCAGAAAAAGAGAGUAUUAAUACAGAGCAGUUAGCAAAAACACAAGCAACUGUUGCAAUAGAAGGAUAUACUGAGGACGACGAUGGAGACAGUGGAGGCGAGGGCAUGUACAGAGAACGCGAUGAAUUUGUAGUGAAGAUUGAAGAUAUAGAAUCACUAAAGACUACUAUAAAAGCAGGAAAGGAGCCUCCAGCCAUCUGGAAAGUUCAAAAAGCUUUGUUGCAAAAAUUUGUUCCUGAAGUGCGAGAUGGUCAGAGAGAAUUUGCAGCUACUAACAGUUACCUUGGGUAUUUUGGAGAUGCGAAAUCAAAGUACAAACGAGUAUACGUGAAGGUCAUAGAAAAUACAAACAAGAAAGAGUAUGUUAGGGUGUGUUCCAAGAGACCAAGAAAUACAUCUGUACAGUCUGCAAGGACUGUUCAAUGUAAGCCAAGCACUAGUAUCAACAAAGCUCCUGAUCCCCCAGCGCCAAAAACUACAACAGUAACAACAAAAGUUUCAUCAGUGAAACCCAAAGCUAAACAGCCAAAGAUAAAGGCUGAACCACCACCAAAGAAACGGAAAACAUGGAAAGAAGGAUUCCCCCCUACUCCUCAACUCCAGAGUGAUGAGGAAGACACGGAACCUCCUGCUCCUAUUGUUGCUCGUUUUUUGAACACCAGAGCUAUGAAGGAAACAUUUAGGAGUUAUAUGGAACUACUUGUUAGCAUUGCCUUGGACCCAGAUACUAUGCUGGCAUUGGAGAAGAGUAAUGAUGAGCUACUUUUGCCACACAUGAGAAAAAUUGAUGGCAUGUUGAAUGAUAACAAGAAAAGGCUGCUUUCCAAAUUACGUCUAGAGCGCUCAUUCAAGGCUGCUUUGGAAAGCUUUCCAGAACUGACAAUAAUCACUCGUGAUUCUAAAACAAAAAUGGGGGUGAGUGCAGUUUCUAGAAUAAAAAUGAAUGGGAAAGCUUAUAACAAGAAAACACUGAAGAUUUCUAAAGCAACCACAAAAUUAGCACAGGAAUUUGCUGUAGAUCCAGAAAAAAUACCAUUGUGUUCUUUGUAUCAUUCACUCCAUCAUUACAAAUACCACAUGUUUCUGAGGUGUAAAGUAGAGAUUUCUUCUGUUCAAAAGAAGAAUGCAGAUCUAGGCCAGGAGCAGACUGUACAACAAUGCAUGAAAAAUAUAAAAUGGGUAGAAGACCUCUUUGAGAAGUUUGGUGAACUUUUGAAUCACGUACAGCAGAAAUGUUCAUAACAAACUUUGCCGCAAAUCUUUUUUUUCCCCUAUCACAUACAUCAAAGGAAACUGAAAGGUCAGAAAAGCUCUGGUUAGGCUGAUCAUGCCAACUCUAUUCUAAAUCAGAAGAGUUUGUUGUGUUCUUGGUUCCUUGGCUUCUGAUAGGAAAAAUUAUGCUGCCAUGCAAAUGGAACUACAAAUGAACCUCACUGCAUUUUUAACCUGAAGUAUGAUUUUUUUCUAUUUUGUAAAAUCUUGUAUUAAAUAACUUAGGUUUAUUUUUCACAGAUGAUCAAAGCAUGCACUAAAUAUAUAUAUUUGGCUAUGAUGAAAAUAACACUUAGAAUAUCAUGGCCUUUUCUGACUCUGAACACUAAGAAGAGUCUGGGUGGUAAAUAAAUAUUUACAUUUAUCUGACUUACCAAGUAGAGUCUUGAACAUUUUGCAAACCGAGCUAGAAUGACAUGAAAUUCUGAUUAUGAAUAAUUACCAUUACAAAUUCUGGUUUAUGGACUCCUUUUACUGCUGUUAUGUUCAGGUGACUGGACAUGGAGUUGGUGCAAUCUUGUGACUGCUAUUUUGUGUCAAAUUAUAUUGUAAUGAAAAACAAUGACCGUAACUAUUUUCCAUGUUUUUUGAAGAAAAACAUAUUUUCCUUUAUACUGUGCUUUUUUCCCCUUUGGAAAGAAAUUAAUUGUACAUUUUAUCUCAAUAAUAGAUGUAUUUUUCACAGAGAAAAUAUUGUGGCUUAAAAUUGUUUCAUGUAUCUUUGUAAUACACUUCUUAUUGUUUUCCAUAAAUCCAGUUCAUUUUCUGUAUUAAUUUCAUAUUGUAAACUAUAUAUCUUGAGAUAAUCCUUUUGUUUAUACAGGUUUGCUUCAGUGUUAACCAGGAAUAAGACAUACUAGACUUUAUAAGUUUGCUUUAUAAGUAUAGUUGUGUUUAAACACUGCAUUUUAUUUUCUGAUACCUCGAAAUAAAUUUCUUACUAAAAAGCCUUGAUUAACUGUAAGUUUCAAUGAACAGUUACUAUAUUUGUCUUCUGGACAAUGAGGAUUGACGAUUGAAUUGACUAUAUGCAGUGUUAAACACAGCCAACAUUAAUAUUUUUUAGAACUGGUAACGGCAGAACUGUUCACUUCUUGGUGCCUUUUCAAAUCCUCAGACAUACUUUUGUAGUUGUCUUUUUCUGCUGAAUUAUGUUUAAUCAGUAGGACCAGUAGUCACACUUAGACUACAAACGUGUUAAGUUCAAAUCAAUAGGAAGUUUCUUCAUUUGCCAACAGAAUGCCUUACCUCAGUCAUUGAUUCAAAAUGUGUAAGUCCUCUGCUUGGAUUUGUGAAAAGACUGAACAUAUUGUACUUUUUGUCAGAUAAUAUAUAAAAAUAAUUCAUUUGUUUUUUCACUGCCACUUAGUGCCUUAAUUUCAGCCAGGGAAGCAGGAUUCCUCAUUCAGUAGCCAACCAGGAUAUUCUUGUAUGUAGCAUGGUGUAUUCUCCUUAGUUGUAUAUAUGUUCAUUGCACCUUAGAUUUGUUAAUUAUAAUGAAGGGCUGUGAUCAUGAGCAAUUAAACUAGGAUUUCAAAAUAUCAAAGGACAACAUUUUUAUCUUUUUCUCUCUUAUUAUGCUGGACAACCUCUCCAUUUUCAAAAGUUUGGUUCAUUUUUGGAUGUAGUAUUCCUUAUUUCAUUUCAUUGAGGGGAAGAAAGAUUCAGUGAAAAUUUUGGUAAAUUUCUUUGUUGGUAUUUAUCUUAAAAGUUCUUCAUAUUGUACUUCCCUCGAAAAAGCCAGGUUCUAUUACUGUGACUGCAAGUAUGCUGUACAUCCACUGGUCCUGUAGGAAAGUUAAUGGUCUUUGAGUUAUAUAGGGUUAGGGAUGCAUCUUGAAUCUCUGUCUAAAAAGUUUGAGACAUACAUCUACCUGCAAGGAAGAAGACAAUACUGCUGAAUUAGUUUGGAAACUUCAGCAUAGACACAAAAAAACCUGAUGUAUAUCUUUGCCCUUCACUCAUACUUUAAUUCUGCAAUCCUGAACCCACUUACUUGGUAGCACAUCCCAUUUGCUGUAAGAGUGCUUUAUGUGUUAGGAAGAGAUUAGAAUGUUCCUUUUAUAAUAUAGAUGCAAUGUCCUUAAUAGCAUUAUAAAAAUAACCUGCUUGUUUGGAGGAAGGUAUGGAAGCGAGGCAGAACGGCCAUAUUUAUUUUGGAAUUAAACUUGAAAAGAAUUAGUCACUAAAAGUUCAUAAAUGUGACCAAAAAUAGUUCUUCUACAACAAAUUAAUAUACAUCUCAACACAAGCUUAUGUAUAAAAUGUACUUUCAUUGAAUACAUAUACAGUGAACAUGAUUGGCUCAUUUAUAUGUGAAAUAAGCUAGAACUUACUAACCAUGUUCCCUUUGUGAGAUGGCAAUCAAAGAACAGAAGUAGGUGUUCAACAUCAUUUAAAUGUUAUGUUCCUCUUUUAAAAGGUAAAACUUUCAGAGGUCUGUCAUUUUAAUCAAAGCCGCAAACUUAGACUCUUUAAAAUCAUUUUUUUAGAAACAGAUCGGUUUAGUUGGAACAAAAAAAAGAGUCAGGGUAUUGCACUUUGCCAUGUGUGUAGUUUUAGGCUACAAUGCCAUAACCACUUACAUCAGAGUAAGCCUAACUGAAAUCAGUGAGACUUACUUUUGAGUAGGAUUUCAUUGUCAGCUUUCUGUUCCAUUCUUAGGGUGAGUAGAUGGCAACUCUAUCAAGUAAAGGAUAUGUAAGAAGCACCUCAGGACUAUGGAAGUAACACACAAAAGAACCUUCUGUGUCUUGCUGAACUAGUGGUGUUCAGUCUUUCUACCUUCAGAGACCUCUUUCACAUCAACUCGUCCACUCACAAUGUUUUUCAUGGAACUUCUGUAUAUUGCAAAAGAUUUGGGGGUCUGUUCAAGACAGCACAGUUUAUGCAGAGUAUGGUGAGGCCUACUGGGCUUCAAAGCCCUAUGUGAACUGAUAAUUCACUUUGGAACACACCCGAUGCCUUGUGUGGCUGUGCAUUGCAGGGAAAGGUCAUGAGUGAGUUGGUUACAAUAUUACAGGCACAAUUGUCCACAGUUAAUAUUUUCAUUGUGGCACCUCUAAUAAGCUUCCGGGGAGCCCCAAAGUUUUCUGAAAUAUAUAGUUUGUGUUUUGGAGGUAUUCAGAAUGCAGCAAUUUUAGAGGAAUGAAAUGUAAUUUGUGCAAAAUGUAAAUGAGGAGUUUAAGUUUCUGAUACCAACAAAUAAAAGCGUAACAAGACUCUGGCCAGUCAAGAUAUUUCCUGAACUGAAUGCUAGCAUUCAAGAGACAGAGUAGCAAUCCUACUUGAGAAAUCAAGACGGAUUUUUAUUUUUCCUUCCAAGGCCCCAUACAAAUAGUUUUGAGUGUAUGCUGGAGGUCCUUUGGAGAAUUGUUUCAGGGGAUUUGCGCAGCUGAAGCCCUCACCUAAAUAUGCUGAAACCAUUGGGAGUUGUUUCCACUUUAGAAUUCAGGUAUAGCUGAUCUGAAUAUUUCAGCACAUCUUGUACGUGCAAGAUUUAUUAUGCACUCCCAUAAUAUCACAAGAGAAUGGAAUUGACUGGCUACCAAGUUGCAGUGAUUUUCAGGUGUUCCGUACCCACUAAAAUGUAACAUCUGAAUUGACCCUUUGAUGGAAUUUAGAAUGUAGCAUCAUUAAGGGCAAACAAAUUGAUGCACUGUGUAAAACUCUGAAUUCUGACAUCUUUAGAUUGGCAUUGUUUUGUGUUCUGAUCUCUAUAAAGACAUGUAUCCUCUGAUCUUUUUUUUUUUCAGGCUUCUGCUUCUGUCGUCAGUGAUAUAGCUGGAUUGUACAGCCUUCUUUACCAGGACAUUGUAUCAUUUCACUUUUGCUUUAAGUAACACGUUAAAAAAGAAACUCAUUGUCUUCCAAUAAACAGUCUUCAUAGAGGAAAUAUAUUUUAAAUAUUUAAAAAUUUAUUACUAUUUAAAAUAAUUUAAAAAUGAACAAGCCAAAACUCUUAGGAAAUUGAAAAUCAGUGUAUAGUAACUUUGAUUUUGUUGAUGCAAAUGUUUGGCAUCAUACGCUAACAAACUUUUUGUAUAUUAUUAUACAGUGCACAUGCUAUAUAUCUUCCUAUUUAAGUUAAUAUUCACGUGUCAUUCACAAUGCAUGGUAAUACUUAUCCUCUAUGUACUGCAAAAAUUAGGCCGGGACUUAUGAGAGAUGCUUUUUAGUUUGUUUUCAGGUGGUCCACAACAAUGUAUAGAGUUAUGAAAAAGUCACAAUUUUUUGUACUGUUGGUUUAAUGAUA